Messenger RNA from Prionailurus viverrinus (fishing cat), 2306 nucleotides. It is a transcript of the gene ZNF621, whose product is annotated as zinc finger protein 621. The record is from RefSeq and is a predicted model, not a curated record. Gene Ontology annotation, biological process: regulation of transcription by RNA polymerase II; central nervous system development. Gene Ontology annotation, cellular component: nucleus. Gene Ontology annotation, molecular function: DNA-binding transcription factor activity, RNA polymerase II-specific; RNA polymerase II cis-regulatory region sequence-specific DNA binding. Bases 751 to 2175 code for a protein of 474 amino acids. The transcript is spliced from 4 exons. NCBI's taxonomy places the organism in Eukaryota, Metazoa, Chordata, Mammalia, Carnivora, Felidae.
AGCUGCCAGCUUUUCCGUGUUCCGAGGGGGAGAGCGUGGGCUCCGGCGAGUUCUACGUGCCAGGUCCGCCCGGCCCCGGCUUAAUCGCUUUUCCUGGCGGCUCGUCAGCGUCCCCCUCCCCUAAAGUCGGGCCUGGUGUCGGCUCACCCCGCUCCCUGAUGCGGAACUCCGGCGUCCGGGCCUCGCAGAAGCCGCCCGAGGUGGCUGCGCGGCCUUCUAGAGCCCUGGUCCAGCCCCCUGCCCACCGAAGCGUGAUCCUCUUUUCUGUCCCAAAGAAUUUGGCCCAACAGCCUCCCGCGCCCUCUACUGACGUUUCUGUUUGGGGGGUCUCUGAUUCCCUGGGCGGAGAUCCCGGUCGGGUCUCCGGUCAGCAUCAGCCACUGGAACACCGAGUAUUUAUUUUACUGUUAAUCCGCAUCUUGCCAUCUCUGUCCCUUCUCCUCUCCAUCGGCUCCGCUUUAGGGGCAACGCCAUGGUUCCUGUAAGCGCGCUUUUAGGUUUGUUUAGACCGAACACCGUAGGGAUAGGAUUCGUCUUGGAUCCCUCAGUCCAUUUCGUGUGAAUGGUCUCAGGAACGUUCAUGGACUGAGCAGGCAGAUGGAGAAUUGUCCUGAGGACCAGAGCAAUUCAUGAGGUUGUUGAGGCCAUCGGCCACAAGGGGGUCUGAUAGAGUCUCCUACCAGUGCUGGAAAUGAGACUGGGAAGGCUGUAGGCCGCUGUGGGUGUUGCAGGACAGGGUCCAUUGCACUCAUGGCUCUUCUUCUCUUAGCUCCUAAGGUUCUUGCUUUUCCAAAUCAAGAAGACAGUGCUCGAAACCAGGGGACAUCAGCCAUGCACCAAACAACUUGGCCUCAGAGCUUGACCGGGGACACGUUGUUUCAGGAGCCGGUGACCUUUGAGGACGUGGCCGUGUACUUCACCCAGAAUCAGUGGGCCAGCCUGGACCCCAUGCAGAGGGCCCUGUACCGCGAGGUGAUGCUGGAGAAUUAUACGAACAUGGCUUCCCUGGCAUUUCCAUUCCCCAAACCUGUUCUGGUCUCCCACCUGGAGAGAGGGGAAGCGCCAUGGGGCCCAGAUCCCUGGGAAGCAGAGGUUUUGAGAGGCACCUGUCCAGGUGGUGAGUCCCGGAUCAAGAACGAAGAGCCGGCUGGAAAGCGGGAAGCCUCCGAAGAGGCAGAGUGGCACAGAAUGCCAGGAGGAGGGCUUCUCAGAAACGUUUCCCAGCACUUUGACUUUAGAAGCAAGGCGACGUGGCAGACUUUCAGCCUGAAUCCGAAUCUGAUACUUCGGGGGGGAAUGAAGUUCUAUGAGUGUAAAGAAUGUGGGAAAAUCUUCAGGUACAACUCAAAGCUGGUUCGGCACCAGAUGAGUCACACCGGGGAGAAGCCCUUCAAAUGUAGGGAAUGCGGCAAAGCCUUCAAGUCCAGCUAUGACUGUACUGUCCAUGAGAAAAACCACGUCGGAGAGGGGCCCUACGAGUGCAAGCAGUGCGGCAAAGGUUUGAGUUCCAACACGGCCUUGACGCAGCAUCAGAGGAUCCACACUGGGGAGAAGCCGUACGAGUGCAAGGAGUGUGGAAAGGCCUUCCGCAGGAGCGCAGCCUAUCUCCAGCAUCAGAGAUUGCACACUGGGGAGAAACUCUAUAAAUGCAAAGUGUGUUGGAAAGCUUUCGGCUGCAGGUCACUCUUUAUCGUCCACCAGAGGAUUCACACAGGGGAGAAGCCCUACCAGUGUAAGGAGUGUGGCAAGGCCUUCACUCAGAAGAUAGCUUCGAUCCAGCAUCAGAGGGUCCACACUGGGGAGAAGCCCUACGAGUGCAAGGUGUGCGGGAAAGCGUUCAAAUGGUAUGGCAGUUUUGUCCAGCACCAGAAAUUGCACCCGGUGGAGAAGAAGGCCGUCAAGGUUCUUGGGCCACCCCUGAGGAGUCCCCAGCGCCCCUCUCCAGCCCUAUCUGCUGUUCCUCUCCAGGGCCCAUGCUCUGCUCCAGCCGUGGCCGUGCCUUCACUGACCUUUCCACAUGCUGUGCUCGUCCCUACCUCUGGGCCUUUGUUCAUGCUACUGCCCGCGUCCGGAAUGCCUUCCUCACCUGUCCAAAUAGUGCGUGUCUUCCAGGGCCUUUCUCCCCCUGUGAAGCCUUCCCCAGUUAUUCUGACCCCUUCCCCACACUCCUCGUGAGCUUUAUCUCGGCAUCCUUGAGGCUCUUAGGCCCAGCACAUCUUCAGCCUCGCUUGUUUUGUUUGUUUUUUUUUUUUUUUCUCCGUUUACAUGCAUUACAGUUGUUUUGGCAUAAACUCCAUUAUAAUCUA